CCUGCAUAUCCCUAUAACUUAAAAAUUCAUAAGUCAUCCCGUCAAGCCGCUAAUCGAAGAUAUUAUGAAAGAAAUCGAGAGCGCAUUCUUCAGCGUCGCCGGGCUUCUCGUAUUGAAACUCGCGCCAGACUAGAACGUCUUGAAACUCGUGCUCAACUAGAAUAUCUCGAAAGAAUUGAAACUCGCGCUCAACUUGAAUAUCUCGAAAGAAUGAUUUGGGGGUUUCCAACUCACUGUUAUCCUCAACUUUCUUUUACUUUCAACCUUUCGAACUUUGAUUCUUCUCAACACGAAUGA
Racocetra persica is the source of this 297-nucleotide messenger RNA. NCBI's taxonomy places the organism in Eukaryota, Fungi, Glomeromycota, Glomeromycetes, Diversisporales, Gigasporaceae. The record is from the annotation of a GenBank genome assembly.